AUGGGAAAAAGACGCUGCGUUCCUCCACUUGAGCCCAAGCUGGCAGCUGGCUGUUGUGGGGUAAAGAAGCCCAAAUUGUCUGGGAGUGGAACGCACAGUCAUGGGAAUCAGACCACAACUGCACCAGGCUCCAGUUCAGGUCCUCUUCAGAACCACCAGCAUACAGACGGGAAUAACGGAAGGGAGAAUGUAUCUGACUUGACUUUGGGUCCAGGAAAUUCCCCAAUUACUCGAAUGAAUCCCACUUCAGGAGCUCUGAGCCCACUUACUCGGCCCAAUGGAACUGCCAACAGCACCAAGAACCUGGUGGUGACAGCAGAGAUGUGCUGCUACUGCUUUGAUGUACUCUACUGUCAUCUCUAUGGUUUCCCUCAGCCACGACUUCCUCGAUUUACCAAUGACCCCUAUCCACUCUUUGUGACGUGGAAGACGGGGCGAGACAAGCGGCUUCGUGGCUGCAUUGGGACCUUUUCAGCCAUGAAUCUUCACUCAGGACUCAGGGAAUACACAUUAACCAGUGCACUUAAGGACAGCCGAUUUCCCCCCCUGACCCGCGAGGAGCUGCCCAAACUCUUCUGCUCUGUCUCCCUCCUCACUAACUUUGAGGAUGCCAGUGACUACCUGGACUGGGAGGUUGGGAUCCAUGGGAUCAGAAUAGAGUUCAUCAAUGAGAAAGGUGUCAAACGCACAGCCACGUAUUUACCUGAGGUUGCUAAGGAACAAGACUGGGAUCAGAUCCAGACUAUAGACUCCUUACUCAGGAAAGGUGGCUUUAAGGCUCCGAUCACCAAUGAUUUUAGGAAAACGAUUAAACUCACCAGGUACCGCAGUGAGAAGGUGACAAUCAGUUAUGCAGAGUACAUGGCUUCCCGUCAGCAUUGUUUCCAGAAUGGCACUCUUCAUGCCCCUCCCCUCUACAAUCAUUACUCCUGACACACGGCUGCAUGACCAGUCCCACUCCCCAGUUGCUGCCAAUGGCUACGACAUCAUUGGGGCAGAUGCCUCCUCUUCCUGGUCCAGUUACU
Molecule: messenger RNA, 1025 nt
Organism: Indicator indicator
Lineage: Eukaryota; Metazoa; Chordata; Aves; Piciformes; Indicatoridae
Gene: AMMECR1L
Product: AMMECR1 like
Exons: 6
Coding region: 1-933 (310 amino acids)
Source: RefSeq, a predicted model, not a curated record